This is a messenger RNA of Linum tenue, 1576 nucleotides long. The record is from the annotation of a GenBank genome assembly. Lineage: Eukaryota; Viridiplantae; Streptophyta; Magnoliopsida; Malpighiales; Linaceae.
CCAACUAUCGGGCCCAGCACACGUGGCGAGCGCAGAACGCUACAUCCGGAGAAUCGACGCGAAACGGGUCGGCCGCCACGCCACCCAUCGUGGCGGCGGCGGCGGAGGUCGAGAUUGGAGAAGAAGGAUGGAGAAAGUGGGGAGGACGGAAAAGAAAAAGAAAAAAGGAAAAUAAGAAAAAGGGGGAAAGAAGGGAACUCGUCAAUGACAAUUAUGCCACCACCAAUACUCCAAGGGUGUGGUGGAGUGAUUGCGUACACUGUCCGAAGCAGUGGGUCUAUUCUCCUUCCUUCUCCCCAUCUCAACAGUCUCUUCCUAACCAUCCACCACCGCCAUCUCCGCGCUCCCGCCUCCUCCUCCGUCACCGCUGCCAGGGCGCCGCCGUGUUCUUCUCGUUGCCCAACUCUCCGUUCUUUCCAUUUCCCUCAGAACGUCAGCUUGUUCCUCACGGGGAACUCUUCCUUCCUCAAGAUGGAGGGAAUUAUGUGUCAAGCUUGGUGGAGUUGUUGUAUUCUUCUGGCUAUCGUUUAUGGCUCCUGUUUACUCGCAAAAGGUGCUCAAUUUUGCGCAAUUUCUCGUGAUUUGGAACUGAAGCCUCAAAAUUGGCCUAAACCCAUUCCUCAUAUGGAGCGGUUUUGGUCUGGUAAUAGCAUUGACAAGAACAAGGCUAUGGUGGACAAUCUGAAGCGUUAUGGAGUGUUCAAUUCGGACAAGGUAGCUGAAGUAAUGGAGAACAUCGACAGGGCUCUGUUUGUGCCGAAUGGAAAUUCUGCUUAUGCUGACACCCCCAUGCCAAUUGGCUACAAUGCCACCAUCUCUGCACCUCAUAUGCAUGCAACUUGUCUUCAGUUGCUGGAGGACUAUCUGAAGCCUGGGAUGCAUGCUCUGGAUGUCGGUUCAGGAACUGGAUAUUUAACGGCAUGCUUUGCCAUGAUGGUGGGCCCAGAAGGCCGUGCAAUUGGUGUAGAUCAUAUUCCGGAACUCGUGGAAACAUCGAUCAAGAAUGUUGAGAAAAGUGCUGCUGCUUCUUUGUUGAAAGAUGGCUCUCUCCAACUGCAUGCUGGAGAUGGAAGGCAAGGUUGGCCAGAGUUUGCACCCUACGAUGCAAUCCAUGUUGGGGCAGCGGCACCUGAAAUCCCACAGCCACUGAUCGAGCAGCUAAAGCCCGGCGGACGAAUGGUGAUUCCAGUUGGCAGCAUUUUCCAGGACCUGAAGGUUGUUGACAAGAACCAGGAUGGCUCCAUCAGCGUACGGACUGAAACUUCAGUGCGAUAUGUCCCUCUGACUAGCAAAGAUGCUCAAUUGAGGGGCAACUGAGCUUUUUAGGAUGUUGGGUUGUAACAGGGGAUCACGUAAAUUUCUGGCUCUAGUUAUGUAAAUAAAUUAGUUGAGACUUUAAGCGCUAUGUUACUGCCUGGUCCAGCUCUCUCUGUGCUAAUGAAUCAGAGCUGUUAAGUAGCAUGGAAUAGUGUGCUUGCUUGUAAUUACCUUUUGAUCAGUUGAAGGUACCCUGAAUAACCAGGUCGAUCGAUAUUUAUAAAUUGCUGUAUUAAGCUUUGUACUACUAGAUUGUUCG